CCUUUCUUUCUUCGGAUCAGAGAAGUGUUCCGUGCUGGUGUUCCUGCAUCCUCCGUCGAGUCGCGUGUUCGUGGAAAAGGUCAAAUCCUUUUUCUGGAGAGAGAGUUCUUUGCGUGCGAGUGAUUGAUUGAUUGAUUGAUCCAGCCGAUCGUGAGGUGUUUUUUGAAGCUUGGAUUCGAGCGGUGUGGUCUGGUUGGAUCGGGAGUUCUUGGCUGGUGGGGGAAGGGUGAGAGGUUGCGGGGUGGGGGAAGAACGGGUUGUUGAGCGGAUUGGAGGCAGCGGAGAUGGUGGCCGGAACGGAGGUGAUGCAUCAGGUGGUGCCGCUGUUAGAGUCGUCGCUCCGCCGCCGGUGCUCCGUCAAGGGGGGCGAGGAGGUGUCGGUGUCACCGUCGCCGGUGGAGGAGAUGCCGCCGGUGGUUGGCUCGGAAGCCGCCGUCGUCGAAGCGCCUGAACUGAUGGUUAAGGCACCUGUGGAAUCAUUACAAUUUUCCCCCAACAUUCGAUCUGGUAGUUUUGCUGAUAUUGGACCUAGGCGGUACAUGGAAGAUGAACACAUCCGAAUUGAUGAUCUUUCUGGUCAUCUUGGCUCACUGUUGAUGUGCCCAGCACCGAAUGCCUUCUAUGGGGUUUUUGAUGGCCAUGGGGGUCCAGAUGCAGCAGCCUACAUGAAAAGGCAUGCUAUAAGGCUCUUAUUUGAGGAUUCUGGGUUCCCACAGGCAUUAGAAGAAGAUGAAACAUUUUCAGAGUUAGUAGAGAACUCAAUCCGUCAAGCAUUCUUGAGUGCUGACCUUGCUCUUGCCGAUGAUUUGGCCAUCAGCCGAUCUUCAGGAACAACAGCUCUUACAGCUUUGAUAUUUGGAAGGAAGUUGUUGGUUGCGAACGCCGGGGAUUGCCGUGCAGUCCUAUGUAGGAAAGGUGUAGCUGUGGAGAUGUCUCGCGAUCACAGGCCAACAUACGACGCAGAGCACCAAAGGAUUGCUGAGUGUGGAGGGUACAUUGAAGAUGGCUACCUCAAUGGAGUACUGUCUGUGACCAGGGCAUUGGGGGAUUGGGACAUGAAAAUGCCUCAGGGCUCGCGGUCACCUCUCAUCGCCGAGCCGGAGUUCCAGCAAGCCACACUUACUGAGGACGAUGAAUUCCUCAUUAUAGGUUGCGACGGCAUAUGGGACGUCAUGACCAGCCAGCACGCGGUGACCAUAGUCCGCAAGGGGCUCCGACGACACGAUGACCCUGAGAGGUGCGCGAGGGAGCUCGCCAUGGAGGCGAAGAGGCUCCAAACCUUUGACAACCUUACUGUGAUCGUCGUUUGCUUUGGGUCUGAGCUCGGGGGUGGCUCACCGUCUUCAGAGCAGGCGCCGAUCAGGAGGGUUAGAUGUUGCAAGAGCCUGUCUUCGGAGGCCCUCUGCAACCUGAAGAAAUGGCUGGAACCUGAUGAGUAGAUGAUGAUGAUGAUGAUGAUGAUGAUGGGCAGGUUUUUUGCUCCUGCUCUGUAAAUACCCUGAUGGCUGUUCUUACACAGCCAGCAAUUUUGUAGCAAGUCGUUUCUUCUUUUGGCGCCAUCUUUGAUGUACAUAUAUAUUCAUCGGGUUCACCCGUUCAUGUAUUGUUACCCUGCCCUUUAGUGAAAAUUUGCAGUACAGAAAUUGUC
Messenger RNA from Oryza brachyantha (malo sina), 1648 nucleotides. RefSeq names its product probable protein phosphatase 2C 2. NCBI's taxonomy places the organism in Eukaryota, Viridiplantae, Streptophyta, Magnoliopsida, Poales, Poaceae. Gene Ontology annotation, molecular function: cation binding; protein serine/threonine phosphatase activity. Bases 285 to 1439 code for a protein of 384 amino acids. Gene Ontology annotation, biological process: protein dephosphorylation. The transcript has 4 exons. The record is from RefSeq and is a predicted model, not a curated record.